AUGCUGAAGGCUCGUGGCAAACUGCCCUUUGCUACUAAGGCCAAGGGAACUUGGGGAAGGACCUUAGCCUUUGGGAUGCGGUCAGUUGAGGGCAAGGUGAGGGCGAGCUCUGGUGCCAAUGAUAUCCGAGGAGGGCAGCCACUGGGCAUGCGGUGGGUGCGGGUGCCCACCCUGGGCGCCACUUCCCGCAUUUGGACCCAGCGCCCCCCUCCCGGGUUCUCCUUCCCGGAGCAGCACGGUGCCAGCGGGGAAGCGGGCAGCGCGGGCGCGCCGCAAGAUAAUCUGCUGGGAAUCUCUUGGGUUGACAGUUCCUGGAUCCCCAUUUUGAACAGUGGAAGUGUCCUGGAUUACUUUUCAGAAAGAAGUAAUCCUUUCUACGACAGGACAUGUAAUAAUGAAGUGGUCAAAAUGCAGAGGCUUACAUUAGAACACUUAAAUCAAAUGGUUGGAGUGGAAUACAUCCUUCUACACGCUCAAGAGCCCAUUCUUUUUAUCAUUCGGAAGCAACAGCGGCAGUCCCCUACCCAAGUUAUCCCACUGGCUGAUUACUAUAUCAUUGCUGGAGUGAUCUAUCAGGCACCAGACUUGGGGUCAGUUAUAAACUCUAGGGUGCUCACUGCAGUGCAUGGCAUUCAGUCAGCUUUUGAUGAAGCUAUGUCCUACUGUCGAUAUCAUCCUUCCAAAGGUUAUUGGUGGCACUUCAAAGAUCAUGAAGAACAAGAUAAAGUCAAACCUAAAGCCAAAAGGAAAGAGGAACCAAGCUCUAUUUUUCAGAGACAACGUGUGGAUGCUUUGCUCCUGGACCUUAGGCAGAAAUUUCCACCCAAAUUUGUGCAGCAAAAGUCUGGAGAAAAGCCUGUCCCAGUGGAUCAGACAAAGAAAGAGGCAGAACCUAUACCAGAAACUGUAAAAUCUGAGGAAAAGGAGACCACGAAGAACGUCCAACAGAUAGUGAGCACUAAAGGCCCCCCGGAAAAACGAAUGAGGCUUCAGUGAGUACUGGUCAGAGAGAAGCUUGCAAGACUCCUCUUGUCCAUUAUUGAUACCUCAUUACCGUGACAGGCUCUUGAACUUUAAAAUUCUUUGUCACGACCCUUCCAUUUGUACAGAAUGUGCUUGUUCUUUAAGAAGGAUAUAAGGAUCCUCAUGCUUUUGAUAAAUAUUUUUUAUGUAUCUUUUGUAACCUUUCCCCUACUAGACUUGAGCAGCUUCCUUACUCAAAUGUAUACUGCU
Messenger RNA from Puma concolor (puma), 1233 nucleotides. The record is from RefSeq and is a predicted model, not a curated record. Lineage: Eukaryota; Metazoa; Chordata; Mammalia; Carnivora; Felidae.